Erinaceus europaeus (western European hedgehog) is the source of this 2120-nucleotide messenger RNA. It is a transcript of the gene RARS1, whose product is annotated as arginyl-tRNA synthetase 1. Bases 73 to 2055 code for a protein of 660 amino acids. Gene Ontology annotation, biological process: arginyl-tRNA aminoacylation. The transcript is spliced from 15 exons. NCBI's taxonomy places the organism in Eukaryota, Metazoa, Chordata, Mammalia, Eulipotyphla, Erinaceidae. The record is from RefSeq and is a predicted model, not a curated record. Gene Ontology annotation, cellular component: cytoplasm. Gene Ontology annotation, molecular function: ATP binding; arginine-tRNA ligase activity.
AGGGGUUUCCGCUUCCUGCCGCGGCGCCGCGCUUCCGCUUCCGGCGGGGUGGCCGGGAGGCGCGACGGGAGGAUGGACGGAGCGGUGGCUCGGUGCUCCGCGCGGCUGCUGCAGCAGGAGACGGAGAUCCAGGCUCUGAGCGCCGAGGUAGAGCGCCUGAGGGACGGCGGCCGCCCGGAAGGGUCUCCGGAGCUGGAGCAGCUGCGAGAAGAGAACCUCAAGCUCAAGUACCGGCUGGCUGUCCUCCGCAGAAGUCUCCAAGCAGAAAGGGGCAGGCCAACCCACACCAUGCUCAACAUCAACCGCCGCCUGCAGGAGGUGUUCGGCUGCGCCAUCCGGUCUGCCUACCCCGAGCUGGAGAACCCGCCUCUGCUGGUCACGCCCAGCCAGCAGCCCAAGUUCGGGGACUAUCAGUGCAACAGCGCCAUGGGCAUCUCCCAGAUGCUCAAGGCCAAGCAGCUGAAGGUGAACCCGAGAGAAAUUGCCGAAAACAUCACUAAGCACCUCCCGGACAACGAGUGCGUCGAGACAGUUGACAUUGCUGGCCCAGGUUUUAUUAACAUCCACCUGAGAAAGGAUUUUGUGUCAAAGCAGUUGACCAGCCUCCUGGUGAACGGCGUCCAGCUGCCAGCGCUCGGGAAGAACAAGAAGGUGGUGAUUGACUUCUCCUCUCCCAACAUAGCCAAGGAGAUGCACGUGGGCCACCUGAGGUCCACCAUCAUCGGGGAGAGCAUGUGCCGGCUCUUCGAGUUCGCCGGCUACGACGUGCUGAGACUGAACCACGUGGGGGACUGGGGCACGCAGUUCGGCAUGCUCAUCGCUCACCUGCAGGACAAGUUCCCGGACUACCUGACGGCCUCGCCGCCCAUCGGGGACCUCCAGGCCUUUUACAAGGAAUCCAAGAAAAGGUUUGAUAGUGAGGAGGACUUCAAGAAGCGAGCUUACCAGUGUGUGGUUCUGCUUCAGAGUAAAAACCCAGACAUCAUCCAAGCGUGGAAACUGAUCUGUGACGUCUCCCGCCAGGAGUUCAGUAAGAUCUACAGCGCUCUGGACAUCUCCUUGAUAGAGAGGGGGGAGUCUUUCUAUCAAGAUCGGAUGGAUGACAUCGUAAAGGAGUUUGAAGAGAGAGGGUUUGUGCAGGUGGACGACGGCAGGAAGAUCGUCUUUGUGCCCGGCUGUGCCGUGCCCUUGACCAUCGUGAAGUCGGACGGAGGCUACACCUACGACACCUCAGACCUGGCAGCCAUCAGGCAGAGGCUGUUUGAGGAGAAGGCGGACAUGAUCAUCUACGUGGUGGACAGCGGACAGUCCGUGCACUUCCAGACCAUCUUCGGUGCCGCGCAGAUGAUCGGCUGGUACGACCCCAAGGUCACUCGCGUGUCUCACGCCGGGUUUGGAGUGGUGCUGGGGGAAGACAAGAAGAAGUUUAAAACGCGUUCAGGUGAAACGGUGCGCCUCAUAGACCUUUUGGAAGAAGGAUUAAAACGAUCCAUGGACAAACUGAAAGAAAAGGAAAGAGACAAGGUCUUGACCGCAGAGGAGCUGACGGCCGCUCAGACGUCGGUCGCCUACGGCUGCAUCAAGUACGCAGACCUUUCCCACAACCGGCUGAACGACUACAUCUUCUCCUUUGACAAAAUGCUGGACGACAGAGGGAACACGGCCGCCUACUUGCUGUACGCCUUCACGAGGAUCAGGUCCAUCGCCCGCCUGGCCAACGUGGACGAGGAGAUGCUCCGCAGAGCUGCCCGGGAGACCCGCCUCAGCCUGGACCACGAGAAGGAGUGGAAGCUGGGCCGCUGCGUGCUGCGCUUCCCCGAGGUCCUGCAGAAGAUCCUGGACGACCUCUUCCUGCACUCGCUCUGCGACUACGUCUACGAGCUGGCCACCACCUUCACGGAGUUCUACGACAGCUGCUACUGCGUGGAGAAGGACCGGCAGACGGGGAAGGUGCUGAAGGUGAACAUGUGGCGACUGCUGCUGUGCGAGGCAGCCGCGGCCGUCAUGGCCAAGGGCUUCGAGAUCCUGGGCAUCAAGCCCGUCCAGCGGAUGUAACCCCGAGGCUCCACGCUGCCUUCCACCACGGGGGCCGCUCACACUGUUGGCUUUUUUACAAUCAC